ACUCAGAAAAUUAGCAGGAAUGCUUAUUUUUCUGUUCACAUGAGAUGUAGUCACUUUCCUUGUCCUCUUCUUUUCCUUUUAAAACUUUGCCCCUUUGAAACUCUGCAUUCUCCACACCCUUUACAGGUACAGUGUGCUUCUCCAGUCGGUGAAAGCUUCCAGUCAUUCUUUCUCUGAGGCUGAAGGGAGGAAAAAGAGGAGGGAAUUACACAAACCCCUCGGUGUGGAAACCACUCAGUGUCUCACUUCAUCAUGGCUACAUCUGCUGUCCUGAUUCUGGCAGUCCUGGUUGGAUCCUGCGCUACAUUUACAGAUGCUGUUGGAGUAGCUGUGCGACAAAAUGAAUUUUCAACACAAAAAUCAGAGGAGACAGAUGCUUACAUGUCCAUAUUCUGCUCACCACUACCUGCCUCUGUGUCCCCAUCAUCCUCAGUCCAUGCUCUCAGGCCUGAUGACGUUGCAGCUGUUUACACCUUGGGAAUGCCACUUUCACAGAGGAAUGAAGCGCCCAGAAUUGUCAGCAGACUAACUGAGUUGCUGUCCAUGUUUAGUCCUGAGGUGAUCACUCAACAUGUGGAUCAGACCUCACUGCAGCCCAGGACUCUAUUGGAGGAAGCUGAGGAACUCUCUCUCUCUCUUUCACAUGAGGUGACGGACUGGAAGUUAGUGCUGCUGUUCGUCCCGACAGAUUUACUGUGUGCCUGUUCGCCAAAUGUUGCUGCAGACGUACAAGCUGUUGUACAGGAAGUGGAAGCAGCUCUGCAAAUACUGCAGAAAAGUUUGCAACGCACUUUAGUUCAUGUGGUGACGUGGAGCGGGUAUCAUCAAGACAAGUGCGAGUGUAUGAAAAACAAAAACAUAAACCCCGGUCUAUAUAAAGCAACUCUUCUGAAAGCACUGCAGGACUCUCUAAGUCAGGUCUUGCACAAUCCAAAGUGGCACAGCGAAGGUGUAGACUUCACUGUUGUCCUGCAGCCUGAGCCAGUUAUCCUUGAACCUAAGUCAGACUCUGAAAACCCGUUGUCUGACCUUGACCAAUUAGCUAAUCAGCUAUGGACAAACCUGCUUCAGCCAUCGCAAGACCAAGUCGAGGUCAUGGAGGGCAGUGUCUUCCUUAUUCCUUGCCCUACUCAGGAGCGACCUUUCCUGCGGACACAGAUAAAUUCCCCCGCUGAGAAAGAGGUCUCUGCGCCAACUGAUCCUAUUAUGGGUACUGAGAUACCUUGCGCAGACCGCAGUCCAUCUCCUACUAUACCCACUUCAGUCCAUGAACUCAGACCUGGAGAUAUCAAGGUUGUGGCAGCAGUAGGGGAUUCUCUGACAGCAGCCAAUGGUGUAGGUGCAAAGGUUGACAACCUUCUGCUGGUGAUGAAUGAGUACAGAGGGCUGUCAUGGAGCAUUGGUGGUGAUAAAAACAUAACCACUGUGACCACAUUGCCAAACAUCCUGAGGGAGUUUAAUCCCUCCGUGACUGGAUUCUCAACGGGAGUCUGUGGCGAAGACAAUCCUGCAGCUUUUCUCAAUCAGGCUGUGCCAGGAGCAAAGAGUGGUAAUAUGGUCCAACAGGUGCGCGUCCUGGUGGACAAAAUGAAAACAGAUUCGCGCAUUGAUUUCCACAACGACUGGAAAGUGAUCACCAUGUUUAUUGGUGGUAAUGACAUAUGUGACUACUGCACAGACAGUGUGUUUUUCUCAGCCAGGAAUGUGGCCAUUCGUAUCCAAGAAGCUCUUGACAUACUCCAUAAGGAGGUGCCUCGUGCUAUUGUGAAUCUGGUCGACAUGUUGAACAUUUUACCACUUCGUGACUUGCACAGUGAUAAAACUCUCGGCUGUCCCACCUGGUUUGUAAGUUUAAUCUGCCCCUGCAUUCUGAAGCCUAAAGAGGGAUCAUUUGAACUCCAGCAGGCUAGUCGCUUCAACAGAGCGUAUCAGCUUGCCAUGAGACAGCUAAUUGAUUCUGGGAUAUAUGACACACAUGACAACUUCACUGUAGUAUUGCAGCCCUUCUUCAGAGAAGUUUUCCUCCCCAUGGCAGAGGACGGACGGCCUGAUCGUUCGUAUUUCACACCUGACUGUUUCCAUCUCAGCCAGAAAGCUCACACUCUCAUGGCUCGUGCUCUUUGGAAUAACAUGCUGGAGCCAGUCGGCAACAAAACUUUUCAACAAGACUUCACAGCUGGCGUUGAUCUGAAAUGUCCUUCCGAGGCCAACCCAUUCCUCAGGACUUCUGUCAAUAGUAACUACACUUUUCCUGGUCCUCCACCCACUCCUCCUCCAUUUGCAAACUGGGGCAGUGACUUCUUCUGCGUUAACACAGCUCCGUCCAACUCUGUGCCCACUUCAGCUCAUAGGGUUCGACCAGCAGACAUCAAGGUAGUGGGUGCUGUAGGAGACUCUUUGACGGCCGCCUUUGGUGCCAGAGCUACAAAUCUGCUGCAGCUACUAACUGAGUACAGAGGAGUGUCAUGGAGCAUCGGUGGGGAUGACAGUCUUGAAAUUGUCACAACGUUACCCAAUAUCCUUAAGAAGUUCAACCCUGGCAUCAAAGGAACGUCAAAGGGAACAGGGAAAGCAGAGACUGGCUUCAACAUGGCUGUAUCGGGUGCUAAAAUAUCGGGAAUCCCAGGGCAAAUUCGACACAUGAUUGAUACCAUGAAAAAUGACGCUACGGUGGAUUUUCAGAAUGACUGGAAGCUUGUGACCAUCUUCAUCGGAGGCAAUGACCUGUGUCAGUACUGCAACGACCGGGCCACCUUGUCAGCUCAGAACUACAGCAAUCAUAUGAUGGCAAGCUUGGAUCUCCUGUACCAAGAGGUUCCCAGAGUGAUUGUCAAUGUGUUGGAGAUCCUGGAAAUUGAAGGCCUUCGCAGGAUUAAAAGAGACAGUCUCGGGUGCAAUGUGGUGCAACCGUUUGUCUGCACAUGCUUCCUGUCACCAGGAGAGGAUUCACCAGAACUGGCUGAAAUAAAACGGGUUAAUCGGGAUCUACAGGUCAAGACUGAAAGACUGGUGUACUCAGGCCGCUAUGAUGGCAGAGAGGAUUUUGCUGCAGUGGUCCAGCCUUAUUUUAGAAACACCAUCGUCCCUUUGACCGCUGAUGGCAAGCCUGACGACAGCUACUUCUCCCAGGACUGUUUCCACUUCAGCGAACGAGGACAUGCUGAAAUGGCCAUACAUCUGUGGAAUAACAUGCUGGAACCAGUGGGUGAAAAACAGUCAUACAACAUUUUCACAAAUGCCAGAGAUCGCAUCAAGUGUCCAACUGAGGAGCAUCCUUACAUCUUCACAAGGGUGAACAGCUUGCCCGAAUCGACCACAACACCCAAACCCGGCAAAACAGUGCCGCCUCUCACCUCCACUACAAGGCCCUCAGUGGCCACCACCGCCAAACUUCUCCCCCCAGAUUGCUCGAACACAGUGCCAGCGUGGCUCGCUGCUGUGCUGGCUGUUGUCGGCCUCCUGAUAGGCUGCGCUGCCACCUGGCUCCUCCUCUCCUGCAUAGCCAAGAGAAAGAGUAAGAAGAUGAAGUUGGCUACAGUGGAGAUGAAGGCCACAGAGUUUUAAAGUGCUAUUUAUUGUGUUUUUGUAUGGGACUAUUGAAGGAAAAAAAUGAAGAAAGACAAAACAGCAUUCACAACAUUUAAAAUGAAUGUUGCUGGUGAGGCAGUUUUUCAUAAAACAUCCUGAUGAAUAUAUGAUGGCUUGGUCUUCUAUGACUACUACAAUUAAUUUUUUUUUGUCCUUUAACUUUCAAAAAUAUUACUGGGUGCAACGUUAGAAAAUAUACACCAGCCUGUACUUAAAGAAAGCAAUAAUUCAGACAUUUGAAUGAGAGUCUGCUGUAAGUCCUGCAUUAAAAAUGAAAAUGUUUAUAGUGAGGUGUGUAUUUAAAUGUUGUAGCUGGUCUAACAACUAAUUUAAUGAAACAAUAAAAUCAUUAACCACUACAAAUGAGUGGAUUUCUUGUGCAAAAAUAUAGAAUACACUCACUGACUAUGUAUUAUGUUAUUGCUGCUUUGUAUAUUUACUUUGAUUAAAGUGAAAAUAUGUUUAAAUGCACUGAGAUGCUUUUAGCCAACAUUGUGAAAUAAAUGUGAUGCAAAUGCAGUGUACUUGCCUCAUAACUGAAUGAAGUUACUCUUUCUGUAUCUAAAAAUUGUACGUGUGGUACUGGGAAAGACAAUGUAAUUAUGUAUCUUUGCUUUUGUUUUGGUCUGUUGAAAUAAAAUACAAUUGCCUUUGA
This is a messenger RNA of Amphiprion ocellaris (clown anemonefish), 4243 nucleotides long. RefSeq names its product phospholipase B1 (gene plb1). The transcript has 43 exons. Gene Ontology annotation, molecular function: phosphatidylcholine lysophospholipase A1 activity; A2-type glycerophospholipase activity; retinyl-palmitate esterase activity. NCBI's taxonomy places the organism in Eukaryota, Metazoa, Chordata, Actinopteri, Pomacentridae. The record is from RefSeq and is a predicted model, not a curated record. Gene Ontology annotation, cellular component: brush border membrane. The coding region runs from base 253 to 3564 and encodes 1103 amino acids. Gene Ontology annotation, biological process: phospholipid metabolic process.